CCGAGGCUGCUGCGCUUGCGAGGUGCGGCCGCCGAGGCUCAGGACGUACUUCUAGACAAGGAAAAGAUGAAAGCAGAACUGGAUACAGCCAAGAGAGAGCUUGCUCAGGCACAGUCCAAAGAACUGACGGUGCGACAAGGAGCCAGCAAGACGGAGGCAUCAUUGAAGGAAGCAGUCCAAAGCAGGCUGGACUUGCAGCAAGAGCUGGAGAAGUUGAAGGCGGUGAGCUCCAGCGAGGCCUCGGAGCGCAAGACCCUGGAGGCCCAGAUCGCCAGCCUCGAGGCACAGCUAAAAAAUGUGAAGAGCGAAGAUGGAGCAGCCCAAGCCUUACGUCAGCAAGUCACAAAGCUUGAGGAGGAGUUGGCUCAGCUGCGAGCAAAGCACUUGCAGGCGGCCAGCGACCAGGCUGCCAAGAUUAGCGCUUCGGAGGCCAAAGCCUUGGACGCCGAACGCACGCGAAUCACCUUGGAGCAGCAGAUCUCCUCCACCACCGCUGAGUUGUCAAGCGUCUCCAAGCGACUGAAGGAGGCACAGCUGGCGGAGUCGGAGUUGUUGAUGACGAAGACGCGCUUAGCAGAUGCCGAGACUCAGCUCUCACGUGCACAUCAAGAGAUGGCCAAGAGAGAAGGCGACGUGGCCACACAGCGAGCAGCCGCGCAAGCUUCGGCGCUGGAGUUGGCGGCACGCGAUCGGCUACUUCAGCAGCUUCGCGACGACCUCGCCGGACAUGAAGAGCUCAUCAAGCGUUUGAAGCAGGAAAACUUGGAGCUCGAGGCCCAGCGAUCUGAAAUCUCUCGGCUGAAGCGGGAACUCGCGAACCUUCAGGGUGAGACCGCCUCAGAGGGUGAGACCUUGCGCAGCGAGGUGCGCAACCUCUUGGCCGAGGUCAAGGAGAAGGAGCAGAUGCAGAUCAAGGUGGCCGAGCUCACGGCACAGCUCUCCCAGGGUCGCAGCAGCCAGGCGCUGCUGGAGACCAGCACGGCGGAUGCCAAGGAGCAGCUGCGUGGAGUGCGUGCGGAGCUCACGGAGCAACGUGCUUUGGCCGCUGAGGACGCCCGGCGGCUCCGUUCCGAGCUCUGGGAGGAACGCUCUGCCGCCGCCUCGGCAGCGGUGGUGGCCGCAGGGGAGCUGGCUGCCCUGCGAAGCAGUCGCGGUGGAGACGCCGUAGCAGAGAUACCCAGCGCCUCCAGUGGUCGCGAGGCAGAUGAGGCUUUACGCCAGCAGGUCUCCGUCCUCGAGGCAGAGCUGCGCCGCGCGCGCGCCGAGCAGGCAACAGCGUCUGCGACGGUGUCGGCGGAGCGGCAGCAGCUGCGGCAACUGCAAGUGGAGGAGGACCUGGCGUUGCGCCAGGCGCGCGAGGAGGCCCGACAGGCACGGGAAAAGUUGACCAGUAGCGAGGCCAACAUCUCCGCACCUUGCUGUGAGUUCAGAACAGUCUUCGAGGAGUGGCAACGGCGCCUGGUGGCCGAAGUGGAGGCCGAACGCUCGGAGGGCGACCAGCGGGCGCAGCGCUUGCGCCAGGAGUUGCGGCGCUUGGAGCAGGACUCAGAUGAGGCUUCGGCUCGGCAGCGCGUGGAGAUGCGGCGGAAGGAUCAGCAGCUGGCCGAGUUGGAGAAAGAGCUGCGGCAGUCGCAGCGACUCCUGGCAGCGAAGGAAGCGGAGCUCUCAGACGUUCAACACCUGCACGAGGCCAGACUUCGACGGGAGGAAACGACACUGACGACGCGGAGUCGCGAAUCUGCAGAGUGGGAAGCACAACUGAAGGUGAAGAUGAACCACUUAGACGAACGAGAGGCGCUGCUGAGAAGUGCCGAGCAAAUGCUUCGGCAGAAGGAGACCGAGCUCGAAGGUCAGACCGAGCCUUUGCUACGAGGCACCUGGCCGGCAGCUCGAAGUGCUUCACCGGCGUCGCCCCGAGGCAAGGCGUCGACCACACCUGCUGCACCAGCGCAGGGCGAUGGCGACAGCCCGGACACGACGGCCAAAGAGGUGGCCCAGCUGGCGCAGCUGGAGGGCGAACCACAGGCCACCACCAUGGAUGGUGAGAUUGAGGAGAUGCUUGCCGCCUCCAUUGUGACGUUGAAGCCAGAGGUGUGGCCCGGCAAAACACAGCAGCCUGAUGCGCCACAGGAGGGCCAUGAAGAUGAGAAAGGUUUGCUGGAGCUGGUGCAAAAAAAGCGCCGUCAGUUGAAGAAGCAAAGAGCCGCUCUCAUGGUCGAAAUGGAGCACUGGCGAAGCGACGUGACCUCCGGUCGGCGGCCCAAAGCGGAGAAGAACGUCUUGGAGCAACGCUUGGCCACCGUCCUGGAGGGCUUGCGGGAGACCAAGGCCGUCGAGCGAACGCUGCUGAGCCUCCAUUGGCCACAAAAGGAUGUGGACGCGGGCCGACACUACAACUUCGUACCGGCCACUCGCGAGGCCUAUGGCCACACCAGCCCAAGGGAAGAAGCUGCCAUGCGGCUGUUGGAGCGUUGGCGUUCUGAACGUCGCCGUAGAACACACGGGGCUUUGUCGGCCCGCAGUGGUUCCAGUUCGACGAUCCCCUUCAUUAGCCGAGCAAUGCCAUACUCGGCCCGUGCGAGCAGGCGCAAGCCGGUUUCAAAGCGGCGACGGAGGGAAGCGGAAGGGAUCCGAGGGGAGCCUGAGAGCAGGCCCACAGAGAGUCAGCAGUACCAGGAGGUGUCGCUGGAGGUUGCACAGAUCAUUGAGGAGAGCAUCGACUCGGAACUGGUCUCGACGCCAACGGCGGCAUGCCUUUUUACCUUGGAGAUGAGCAGCAUCACUAUGCAUCAGCACGAGAAGAUGUAUAUCUCUGCGGAGUCGCCGUGCGUGAUGGUGAAGUGGGACCAUGCUGAGUCGCCCUUCUGGUUGAGCUGCUUGGGCCAUCAGAAGAAGGCGAAGGACAAGCCUUCGAUGUUGCUGGAGUGGACCCGAACACGGUCCUCAAGGGAUGCACUGCGAUUGGAGGUCGUCAAGGACCGCUUCGGGCUCAACGACUUCGACACGGUGGUGUAUCACCGGAUGGAGCUGCGGAAGAACAUGAUCCCACGCAUUAGCAGUCCGACGAUGUCCAUGGAGAAGUGGAUCCACGAGCUGCAAAAGGCCGAAAGGGCCUUCAGCGAGAUGAUUUUCUUCUUGGCACAUUCCUUGAAUUGGCAGUAUGGUGCUGAAGAGACCAAGAAGCGUUCCGACGCACUGAAGGAGGCCUGGUCAGUGAACCCACAACGGCAGCGCUUCGUGCGAGAGCUGAAGUAUAUCGAUGAGACGGUGAAGUACUUCCGCGCCUUGUCCAGCACCAUGCCCGAGAUGAGCGAUGAUGAGGUGGACUUCCAGACACGGCAAAAGGGAAGGUCCACCAUCACUGGUGGGAACUUUUCAGGCCCCACCAGAGGCCAGAGCAGCAGUCAAGUCGACGAGGCCAAGGCACGUGUGCUCAAGGUCCUAGUCAGGCUGUGGCUGUACUGCUUCUUGCGGAACCGCAGCAAUGAGAACUUCUUCUACACGAGAGGGUACAUGGACAUCAUCGACGCCAUGAAUGGGCGUGGCUUGGGCGCGUCCGAUGUCUUCGUAGCCCUCUUGAGCCAAAACCGCGAGCUGGUUCGGAAGGUGAAGCCAGAGACGGUCACGAGGUUCCUGAGAUUCAUCCGAGUGCUUGGUCCAUUGGACACGUGGUUGCUCUUCUUGAAGGCGCUUUGCAACCCCCAGAACGAUGGAGCCAUCAGCGACAAGCAGCAGUUGGUGCUCUCCAAGAUCGCCUUCGCAGGCCUGGAUCCUUGUGACCAAGAGCCUGAUCAGGAUGAUCAAGGAUCAUCAUCUUCGACGUCUGACCUUGUGGACGCUUUGCUCCAGGACACUGAGCAAGGGGCUACUUCUUCCAAGCGAAUCAUUAAACUGGCAGCUGUUGCAGCCAAAAGGAUGAAGCGAUUGGGUGCACAUGGGUUCUUUGUUUUUGAAGAACUAUUUUAA
This is a messenger RNA of Durusdinium trenchii, 3966 nucleotides long. NCBI's taxonomy places the organism in Eukaryota, Dinophyceae, Suessiales, Symbiodiniaceae. The record is from the annotation of a GenBank genome assembly.